AUGUCACUAAUCGCCACCAUCCCCGUCGCGCGCUCUUCGGCAGGCCCAUUCGCCCCGCGCAUUUCCCCUCCCUUCCGCGUUCGCCUCCGCAAUCCCCCGCUCAAUCCCACUUUCCGCCUUUCCCUCUCCGCCCGUAUAACUUUCCGAGCGUGGCAGCCCUUUCCCCGUAUCCCUCUCGCCUCCGCCGCCUGUCGCGUGAGCGCAAUCCGCAAUUCCCCACCCGCCCCUUUUGGCGCAUUCCGCUCGUGGCGGAUCCGCCUCUCCGCAACCGCGGAAGCAGGAGGCGCAGCGGAAGCGGAAAGCGCGCCUGGAGCACUCGCCAAAGGUGAGGCGGGGGUGUGCUGGGACGGCGGGGAGGAGGGAGAGGUGAUGGCACAGCAACAGAAGAGUCAGUGGGCAUAUGCUGCUAUGCCAACGACCUGCCCGGCAUUCACGGCGUGCUCAAGCAAAGGUGAGGCGGGGGUGUGCUGGGACGGCGGGGAGGAGGGAGAGGUGAUGGCACAGCAACAGAAGAGUCAGUGGGCAUAUGCUGCUAUGCCAACGACCUGCCCGGCAUUCACGGCGUGCUCAAACAGAGGCGAGGGUGUGGUGGGGGUGGGCGGAGAGGAGGGCGAGGUGAUGGCGGAGACAGAGGAGGCAGUGGGCAUAUGCUGCUAUGCCAACGAUCUUCCCGGCAUUCAUGGCGUGCUCAAACAGAGAUUCGCGGACUUCAUAGUGAACGAGGUCGCACCGGACGGCACAGUGGUGCAUCUGACGCACCUGCACGUGCCCCCCGCACUUCUAGUGCAGGAGCAGCAGGCGCAGCAGCAGGCGCGCAGGCGCGAGGCGGAGAGCCUGGGGGAGCUGGUGGACGCGCAGGGGGUGCUGGCGCAGCUGCGCCAGGCGCUGGGGGGGAGCGGGGAAGGGGAAGGGGGAGGGGGAGGGGGGUUGCGCGAUGAGGACGAUGCGAGGAAGCUGCUUCAGCUGCUGGAAGGGAUUAAAGGCAUUCAGCUUUGGUGGAAAGAGAAGAAGAGGGCAGGCGAGGAGGGAGAGAAGGAGGGGGGAGAGGAGGGUGCUGGGGGAGAAAGGGCGGAGGGAAGCGUGCAAGGGGGGGAGGUGGGGAAGAUGGGGGAGGUGGGGGAGGCGGGGGGAGGGGCUCCUCCGCCUAUGCCUGAGCCGGUGGUGUUCGCUGCCAGUGCUGACAAGGCGUACCGUGCUACCAUGCACGCGUUUAUCAAGUCAUACCCUUUCCUUGUAUCCGACACUAUCGACGCCCCUCAAGGCCCCCCGUACCGCUGUGUGCGCCUGCGCUUCCUCCCCCCGCCCGCCCUCAACCUCAAGGGCGCAGGGGGCCGCGCAGGGGAGCGGGGAGGUCGGGGGGAUGGGGGGCAGAGGGGAGGGGACGGGAGGGGGUGGCGGGAGGGGCGCUGGGGGGGAAAGAGAGGGGGGAGGGGCGGGAAAUGGGGGAAGCGGGGGAGGGAGGAGUGGGAGGGUGGGGAUAGGAAGAGAGGGAAGAGGGAUGGUGGUGAUGGCGAUGGGGAGGAUAGGGGGGAAGGGGGGGAUGGCGGAGAGGGGGAGGGGCAGGGGGGGGAGCAGGGGGAGGAGGAGCAGCCGGCGUUUGACAGGCGGGGGAGGAAGGGCGCUGAUGGGGUGCCUGCUACCACUGCGCGCCGCUUCCUCAUGUGCGUGCCUGGCAUAGGGGAGAACAGCAGUAUGUUCCACGUGUUGAAGGAGAACAAGGACACCAACGAGGCCAUGGCGCUCGUGGGGCGCUACCUGGGCGUACAGCCGCGGGCGCUGGGCUUCUCAGGCACCAAGGACAAGCGCGCAGUUACCGUGCAGCGGGUGACAGUGAGCAACCAGUCAGCACGCAAGGUUGCAUCACUCAACGCCAAGCUGUUUGGCAUCCGAGUGGGCGACUACCGCCUCGUGGACCAGCCUCUUGUGUUGGGACAGCUAGCAGGCAACCGCUUCAUUGUCACUCUCAGGGCCGUGAGAGCGCCCAGUGUAGACGCCAUCACAGCAGCGGCGGAGGGCCUUGGCUCUCACGGCAUCAUCAACUACUUUGGCCUGCAGGUGGGCGCUGCUGCGUGCUGCUUGUUGCUGCUGGGUGCUGUUGGUCUUCGAAAGGCAGCACCAGUGACACGACUCAAACCUCCCAUGCUCACGUUGCAUCCUCCCAUGCUCACGUUGCAUCCUCCCAUGCUCACGUUGCAUCCUCCCAUGCUCACGUUGCAUCCUCCCAUGCUCACGUUGCAUCCUCCCAUGCUCACGUUGCAUCCUCCCAUGCUCACGUUGCAUCCUCCCUGGGCCUUGGUUUGGCGUGGGGCGGGUGGCGACACACGGUACGAGCAGAGUCCAGCUCACUUCACUCCAAACUUCUCAUCCUCCCUCAUCCUGACUUCCGUGCCUCACCGCGCUCACCCUUGCCCCCCCUCUCCUGCCACCGCCCCCUGGGAGCAGCGCUUCGGAGUGGGUCCCGUGGCAACGCACACGGUGGGAGCAGCGCUGCUGAGGGGCGACUGGCAGGGCGCUGUGGACCUGCUGCUCAAGCCGCGAGAUGGAGAUAUCCUCUCAGCGCCCGUGCUCCCUCACCCUCACCCCCUCACCUCGCCUUGCCUUGCCUUGCUCGCCCAUGCUUUACCUUGA
Messenger RNA from Closterium sp. NIES-65, 2628 nucleotides. NCBI's taxonomy places the organism in Eukaryota, Viridiplantae, Streptophyta, Zygnematophyceae, Desmidiales, Closteriaceae. The record is from the annotation of a GenBank genome assembly.